GUAUGAUUGAACUAAGGCUCAAAAUGGAGAGAGCACUCGCGAUGAUAACUUUUAGUUCCUUUAGUAACAUCGAGUAAAUCAACGACGACAAUCUCCAUGACAUCUGUGGUUUUUAGAGCAUCCGCAGCGGUGCACUUAAAUUUCCACGGAUAAAAUGGGUCAUUUUCAGGUUGGACUACAAGUGUAGUCCCUUUUUUUAGUGAAUCCACAGCGGUCAAAAAUAAACUACAAUGUCCUCAGCUUUAAAGAUUUUUUUUUUACUCUUUAACAAGUGCUCCAGGACGUUCUCAUGAUGACCAUCAUCAUGACUUUCCUUAUCACCAUUGCAUUUGGGAUGGGUUUACGGUUAGAAAUAGCAGUUUGGGUGUUCAUUUGGUUUGAAAACUUUAGAAAAAGAAACGAAAAGAAAAGAACGAAAAAGAACAUUCAGAUAGAAAAAAGAGAGAUCAUUGAAAGAUUGUUUCAGCAACUUCUGGCAGAUAAAGUAAUUCCGUCUUCCUGGAAUUUCAAAUCGGUUGGAAAACGUUUUGAACGCCAACUCGCAAAGUAUCGCGAUACAGAAAGAGAUAUGAACUCUAUCGGUUUUGGCUUGACUGCAGAUGACAUUAAACGUGGACUGACCUUUAUCGAGAUCAAGUUUGAACAUUUGUGUAUUGGAUUUUCUCGUUUGGCUGCUCUGCAUGGUGUUAGACCAAACAUAACUCCUUAUUCGUGGUGCAAAUACGGUGGUAAUUCUUGGUGGUGA
Molecule: messenger RNA, 745 nt
Organism: Mucor mucedo
Lineage: Eukaryota; Fungi; Mucoromycota; Mucoromycetes; Mucorales; Mucoraceae
Exons: 2
Coding region: 290-745 (151 amino acids)
Source: RefSeq, a predicted model, not a curated record